Messenger RNA from Tetrahymena thermophila SB210, 462 nucleotides. RefSeq names its product RING finger protein. NCBI's taxonomy places the organism in Eukaryota, Ciliophora, Oligohymenophorea, Hymenostomatida, Tetrahymenidae. The transcript has a single exon. The record is from RefSeq and is a predicted model, not a curated record.
AUGGUUAAAACAAGAAAUCAAUAAAAUUAAUAACUUUUAGCAACUAAUACACACGAGGUACAGCCUUAGAGAGAAAACAAAACCAUUUAAAAAUAAAAAAAAAGGUCUCAAGCUAAUCGCGCAAGUAAAAAGACCUAAAGAAAUCAAACAAUUCAGUAAAGUAACUCUUGCUAAGAAGAUUGUUUAUCUUCAAAUGAAAAUUCUGGUUGUUUCAUAGUAGAAACUAAAAAAUAUCCUGUAACUGGUAUGAAAAGCAAUAAAAAAGAAAAUAGUUAAAAACAUACCAGUACAAAUACAGAGGAAAUAGAGUGUCCAAUAUGUUUAGUGGAGAUAAAAAAUAAGCUAAGUAUUUUUAAAUGUUAGACUUGUAGUAAAGAAUUUCAUAGCCAUUGUAUAUCAGAUUGGUUUUCUAAAAAAGAUUUGUUUAAUUGUCCUAUAUGCAAUUGUUCGCCAUUCAAAUGA